AAAUAAAAUUAAAAAGUAACAAAAGUUUUAUCUUUCUACACAAACCAUAAUUUUCUCUAACUUUACUCCUUUUUAAACUCACAUUUUCCCCUUACUUCACUCUCUCCUCUCUCUCUCCAAAGACCUCCUCCGACGAGAGAUUACCGGAAAAAAUAAAAACAACUCUUUUAGUUUAAUCCACAAAACUCUUAUGGAAGAUGAAGCCCAUGAGUUUUUCCACGCAGCUGAUCAUUUUGCCGUCGAUGACCUCUUAGUUGAUUUCUCUAACGAUGAUGACGAAGAAAACGAUGUUGUUGCUGACUCCACCACCACAACCACCACCGCCUUCACCGACAGCUCUAACAUCUCCGCCAUCGAUCUCCCCAAUUUUAGUGGUGAUGUUCAAGACGGCACUAGCUUCUCCGGUGACCUUUGCGUACCGUGUGAUGAUUUGGCUGAUGAGUUGGCGUGGCUUUCCAACAUCGUGGACGAGUCGUUCUCGCCUGAAGAUGUACAGAAGCUCCAGCUAAUAUCCGGUUUUAACACCCGACCCGGCCCGAAAUCCGAAUCCGGAACCUCGGAAAAUCCGAAUAGCACCAGUCCCAUUUUCACUACCGACGUUUCUGUGCCGGCCAAAGCUAGGAGCAAACGCUCACGCGCCGCAGCGUGUAAUUGGGCCUCACGUGGGCUUCUCAUGGAAACUGUUUACGACAACCCUUUCACCGGAGAAUCCAUUCUCUCUAGCCACAACUUGUCUCCACCGACCUCUCCCCCACCACCGAUGGCUCACCUUGCGAAAAAGCAAGCCACCGACGGAGGAUAUCGGCGGAAGAAAGAUGUUUCUUCACCAGAGUCAGGUGGCACAGAGGAGAGACGGUGUCUCCAUUGCGCCACGGAUAAGACCCCGCAAUGGCGGACAGGCCCAAUGGGCCCGAAGACGUUGUGCAACGCUUGCGGGGUAAGGUACAAAUCAGGGCGUCUGGUGCCCGAGUACCGUCCGGCCGCGAGUCCGACGUUUGUGCUUACAAAACAUUCCAAUUCUCACCGGAAAGUUAUGGAGCUCCGGCGACAGAAGGAGAUGAGUAAGGCCCACCAUGAGUUCAUACAUCACCAUCACGGUACGGGCAGUGCCAUGAUUUUCGACGUUUCAUCGGAAGGUGAUGAUUACUUGAUCCACCAUAAGGUUGGCCCAGACUUCAGACAGCUUAUUUGAUUUUUGAUCCCUUUUUAUUUUUCCAAUAAUUUAAUUAGGGAUAAUCUUCUUAGAAAUCAAAUUUUGCUAAUCUUAAUUUUGUUGAUGACAAUUUACUUCUUUUUUUCUUCCCUUUAAUUUUGUGUUGUUUUGGGAUUUGCUAGAAAACUUUUGUUGCAUUUCCUCAUGACAUAAAAUGAUUUUUUUUUUUUUUUUAGUUUUUCCCCCUUUUGUUAAAUCUACUUGUUUAGUUUAUGUUAGAUCUACAAAAUGUUUA
This is a messenger RNA of Camelina sativa (false flax), 1448 nucleotides long. RefSeq names its product GATA transcription factor 12-like. Lineage: Eukaryota; Viridiplantae; Streptophyta; Magnoliopsida; Brassicales; Brassicaceae. Gene Ontology annotation, molecular function: sequence-specific DNA binding; zinc ion binding. The record is from RefSeq and is a predicted model, not a curated record. Gene Ontology annotation, cellular component: nucleus. Gene Ontology annotation, biological process: positive regulation of DNA-templated transcription; cell differentiation.